GAGGCCGCGGUGGUUUGGUUUGUGUUCACAAGUGUGUAAAAGGGAUCCGGGGCGAAAAUGCUGCCGCCUUCGCUGUAAACACGGUUAAACAUCUGGAUAUAUACGGAGUACUGACCAGCCUCUGCUUUCUGUCGAACCUCCUGUGCGUAUCCAGGAUCAGGAUCUCUCCUAGAAGCAUCACCUGCAACUGCAACAACCAACCAUGUCGUGCCGGGACAUCCACGCCACCAACGCUUUCUCCUUCAUCAUUGCAUUUGUGUCUGUGGGUGGGAUUGUUGUGGCCACGGUGAUCCCUCAGUGGCGUGUGACCAGGCUCGUCACCUUCAAUCGCAACGCCAAAAAUGUCAGCGUCUACGACGGGUUGUGGGCUAAAUGUGUGAAGCAAGACGGCUACUCGGGAUGUUACUACCAUGAUUCAGAGUGGUACUCUAAAGUGGACCAGUUAGAUCUGCGGCUCCUGCAGUUCUGCCUCCCGACGGCCCUCACGUUCGGCUCUCUGGCCUUGCUGCUGUGCAUGGCCGGGAUGUGUAAAACCUGCUGCUGCUCGGACAAGCCUGAACCGGACAUUAAAACGAUUCGAUUCCUGGUGAACAGUGCGGGCUGUCAUCUGGUGGCCGGGACGUUCUUGUUUCUGGGCGGAGCCGUCGCCAUCGCACCCUCAGUGUGGUUCCUGUUCCGCACCAAGGAGAUGAACGCCAGAUACGACAACAUUUUCUCAGAUGGAUUCGCCGUGUACGUGUCAAUAGGCUGCGCUGGGGGACUGAUGUUGUCCGCGCUGCUGAUGUUCAUGUGGUACUGCAUGUGUAAGAAGUUGCCUUCACCCUUCUGGUUGCCUUUACCCUCCAUGCCUACCUCCGCGUCCACCCAGCCUCUCACCGCCAACGGAUAUCCUCCUUCACCAGUUUAUGGCCCACAGCCCUUCCCACCUCAGGCGUAUCCUCCCGCGGUGAUCGACGCACAGCCUUACGUGCCCAUUCAGGGCUACACGCAAAGUGUGAUCGCCCCUGCUGCCCCACAGGUGUUCAUGCCUCAGCACUCUGCUCCAGAGGGGUAUGGUUCAGAGGUGGGAGGGACCCAAGCUUACGGCUACGCUGCCUCGCAUGCUCCCUCUCAGAGUUACGCUCCCUCUCAGAGUUACGCCCCGUCUCAGAGUUACGCCCCGUCUCAGAGUUACGCUCCGUCUCAGAGUUACGCUCCGUCUCAGGGCUACGCGUCCAGCCACGUAGGCCACCGCUACUCCAGCCGCUCACGGAUGUCAGCCAUAGAGAUUGACAUUCCCGUACUGUCACACUGAGACCACGUUUAAGGCCUCUGUCGGUAAACCCCCAUAUUAUUCACCACUGAUAUAACUAAUAGAGUAUGAUUGAUGAAAGUUAAUAACUCGAGAGCUAUUUACAGACUAUAGAGUGAUGGCUUUAAAGAUUCUGUCUGUCGGUCCAGGUUUGUAAAUUGCUGAUCACAGAGGAUGAGAGUCAGUCAAAACAACCCUGGAGGUACAACACUAUAUGAAGGAUGAGAUUAUUUGUCUAAACAAAUAUGACGCUAGCACUAGUGCAAAUCUCUGUACUCCAUUUAGUAUUAUGGAAAGGGAAGAAACUAACUUUUAUUUACAGCUCAGGACAGACACUUCAACCAAGCUUGUUUCACUAUUUACCAGCAUCAUCAAGUUUCUAAUUUCCUGAAGUGGCCAAUGGACCAACUUUCUUACUGCUGUUACCAAGUGGCUUAAUAUAAAUUCUAACCCUUUUCUUAGCUCGUCCUCAGAUGUAUUAUUUUCUGUUACGUAUUUUGUUACUUUACCUUCCUACUCAACUUAAUUGUGCUGGUUUCCAGCUAAGAGUAUGGAGGUAUUCUGUUGUCACUACUGAACAUAACACUGACAUGCACCACUAACUGGAUCACCUGUCUGUAUCUUAUUUGUCGAUUGUCGUAGUGUGAAUUGUUAAAAGUGUCACUGUGCCAUCUGAAGAGCAGCUGUUAGAGUUUUUUUCAAUGCACUAAUUAUGUGAAUACCAUGCCAGUUUACAGUGCCCCCUUUUUUUUUCUUUUUUUUUACUUUGAGCAUUGUUUUAAAUGUACGUCUUCUUCUAACCAUAACCAACCACAGCCUUCAAACAAAAAAAGGGGAGAUGUUUCACCUGUCUUAAUCUGACGCAUGAAAUGGUAUUUGAAAAACUCUGUUAAAUUAUAAUUAUGAACUGUAAUGUCAGAAACACUAAAUGUGGUUUCAAAAUGUGUCUACUACUGUGCUGUUGACAUUUGCUAACUUAGCUGUGUGUGGUGGUUCAGUAGUUUUAGUCCAUGUGAUGACGCCAAAUUCAAUUUAGCUGCCUCUGGUGUAUUUUUUCCUAUUGAGCACUGGCGUGCAUUUUUAUUGUCCACUAUGUUAUUCUAAAGUGAAAUUGUAAAAGAAACACGAUUUUCUACACUGUCAUCUUUUUAUUUCAAAUAAAACUAAAAUCAUGACAAA
Mugil cephalus (flathead mullet) is the source of this 2470-nucleotide messenger RNA. RefSeq names its product claudin 12 (gene cldn12). Gene Ontology annotation, cellular component: plasma membrane. Bases 203 to 1294 code for a protein of 363 amino acids. Lineage: Eukaryota; Metazoa; Chordata; Actinopteri; Mugiliformes; Mugilidae. The transcript is spliced from 3 exons. The record is from RefSeq and is a predicted model, not a curated record.